GGGCGAGGCCUCAACCGCCACGAUUGCAGGAACAGGUGCAGUCGAGAGUAGGGAGCUAUUUUCACCGCCCUCGCGUGUGACAACAUGCUUUGUUUUGUUAUUAAAUUGACUAUAACAACAAUUUACUUGAACUAUUAGUUGUUGAGCAAGCGGCGUUGUCGCAAGUUGCGUUUUGGGAGCUUUUGCUCGGACUGGCCGAGAAACUCGAGUCACCUGCUUAUUAAGGAGUGAUGGGAGAAGUUUUUUAAGCAGCUGCGCUUUCGGCGGCUCCGUUUGCGGAACAAGGAUGGAACUUCAUCGGCGAAAUGUAAACUUUUGGCCGCUGCUUUUCGUCUUUUUUGCGGCGAGCUCCCAGGCGGUCUUCAUCGAGCCCCGCCAGGCUUUCACAUCACAGCGUUCGUUAGCCGAGAGCGCCACCCGGCUGCCAUGUCGCUACCAGGGCCAAGUGGGCGAGACAGUGGUCCAGGUCACGUGGUACAAAGAGUUGAGUGACGGAACUAAGGACCAAAUUAUCACCGCCCAUUUCUCCGACGGACAAACAGAGUUCAGAGGCUAUGUUGGUCGAAUGAGGUUCGAGAGCGACGACCCUAUCGCCAAUUCGGCACUGCUCAUCCCCAACACGGAUGAGUCCGAUGACGGCAUGUACGCCUGCCACAUCUCCACCUUCCCCAACGGAAACUUCGAGAGGCGCAUCCGGCUCACUGUGUGGGUCCUCCCCAUCUCUUCGCUGGAGCCGGUGAUGCUGGUGGAGGGCCAGUCGUUCCGCGUGGCCGCCUCAUGUCGCGCCGUGGGCCGACCGCUGCCUAUCCUCUCCUGGGACACCACCGUGCCGGGCAAGUCGCAGAACCGCACCAGCGAUGCGGGCUCUGUCUCUAGCUACUUCUCGUUGCACCCGCUACGCAGCAUGAACGGCAAACGGCUGGAUUGCUUGGUGCGCCACCCCGCCCUGGAACGCCCACGGAGGAUCGUCAACCAGCUGGUUGUGCACUAUCCUCCGGAUGCCACCAUAACCGCCACAACAGACAACUGGUUCGUAGGUCUGGACCAUGCGGCGCUCAUCUGCCAAACCAGCGGCUUCCCCGUGCCUGAAGACAUCAUAUGGACAUGGAAGGGCGGAGCUCUGCCGGACGGUGCCGCCGCUUCAGGAGGACGUCUGACGUUUGGCCGAGGCUUACGUUUGAACGACAGCGGCCUGUACCAAUGUGCAGUGAGCAAUGGAGUGGGCAUGGCCAAAGCAGACUACAUGAUGACUGUGACAGUCGUCAACACAUCACCACAAUGUGUGUUAGCCGCUUUUCUCGCAGAGAAAUCUCAGCAAAAGGAGGUGUUGCCAUCUGAUUCGUCCACACUGAUCAUUGUCGGCGCCUCGGCCGGUGCCGCCGUUCUGGUAAUGGCUGUCAUGGUAGCGGUGCUUGUGCGCCACCACCGGCGCCGCAGCAGAAAACUGAAGAGGCAGCUCAGUGUCAAAACGGAAGAAGUCAACACUUUGUCUCGCCAGGCUUCUUUCAAGAGGCUCAACUCUAUUGGCUCUGACCCACGUUCGCAGUCUGAAGAAUAUGCUCUGCUCAGAACUGACAGCCGCAUGAAAAACAGCCAAGUGUCUCUGGAACGGCCCAUCUACAGAGACAGCCAGUCCACUCUAGGCGGAAGGUGGGCACCCUUGGGGGUGUCUGAGGCGGAUGGCCGCCCAAGCGUCUGGCAGGAUGAAAGCGAUGACAUCAGGGUGGCGGUGUCAGACGCAGAAAGGGACGACCCCAGAAGGAGGGCCAACUCAUACCAGAAGAGCAGCAACAUGUCGCUGGUACUGGAUUCCGGUCUUCCAUCCUCUCUGCUUCCGUUAAAAGUUCAGACGGACGAUGCCUCGGUACCGACACCUCCGUCGGACGUGUGCGAGAGCGUGUCCCCGUCGGAAGAGAACUGGUGUCCUCCUCCACCACCGCCACUGUCGGAACCCUGUGCCAACGGGCCAGAGGAUGGGGAGGACGGUGGCGGCGAACCGUAUCAGCUGUCCCAAGCGCUGACCAAUCACUUCUACUACAGCAACGGUGUCCUCCGACCACGGCCACACGCCAACGCCAUCUUGAUGCACCCUAGCGGUCAGGUCAUAUAGUGCCCAUCAUCAUGGGUCUUCUAAUACCUGGUAAAGAAUUGGAUCAACAAGACACUAAUAUUGUGUAAAUUUAGUUCUAGUGUUAUGUAUAAGGACAAGAAGAGCAAAAAAUAUUACCAUUAGUACUUUCGAGAUGUUUGGAAAACUACUGUGACAGUGCCACAUCCACAACAGGAACUACGGACUUUUGAGGGAACUUUUCUCUGAAUUAAAUCAGAAAAUCUGAAAAAGGAGGGCUAGAACUUUUGAGGUGCAGAAACCUUUUUUAAUUGCAGUACCUCGAUAACCUUUCCCCUGAAACGCUGAUCUUUUGGAGAGCCAAUGGGUGCAAUGUACAGUCCCAGUUUUUUUUUUUUUUUUUUUUUGUCAGGCUUCGGAAAGAGCCCCGCUAAGUAUGGUUAUGCUUUCAAGGGAUCCAGAAGCCCAUGGAAAAUUGCCAAAUGCCAUCUUGCCAACCAAACAAACUUUUGGAGAGCCAUUGGGUGUUCACACUGCAGGAAUUGAUGUCUACAUUUAGUUCUAGGGUAAAUCACUAAGGAUAAAACUGGAAUAUGGAACCCUUUAGUCCCAGGACCUAGCACUACUACCAAGAUUUAAAGGUUGCAAAAACUGGUACGGUAACUAUUGCUUUCAACACAACAGGAUGGGAGAAGUGAGGGACAGGCGUUAAAUGUUACUUUUUAACCCCACAAGCAGUGUCUGUUCUGUUCACUUAUGUAUUGCUAUCCAAACUUGGAUAAUUCCACUUUUAGUGUUUACACCAGAAACAAUCAGGAUUAAUGUCAUUUCUGAGCUACAUGUAUUAUAUACAUAUGGUGGGAGGUUGAAAUGCACGAGGCCAAUCCUCUUUUUUAUAGUGACAAAAAUGAGUUGAGUGGAUUGUUUCGUGCCAUUAGCAGUAAGCAUUGCAUAAUCUUUUUUUUCCCUAAACAUUUUUGUCGUGUAACAUUUUGUAUAGAGAAAAUGUUUCAGGGAACAUUUGACUCAAUGCUAUGAUGUUUUGUUUCAAACUACGCUAUGAUAAUGCCUGUCUCAGGGUAGCGUAAAAUUUUGGUUCGAAGCUGAAAUUUCUCGUGGGCCAUUUACAGGGGUUCUUUACAGGCUAAUUCCUGUAUAUUGAACAUAGGGGAUGCUUCAAAGCACGGCAGUGAAAAAGGAACUACUGUGUUUUCCAGACUUGAAUUCAUUCUCACCACGCUUGUAACUCAAAGAUCGGUUUUCGUCAUUGAAUCCAUUUUCAUAACGCCAAAUAAACGACUUGUUUGUUACAUGUUUUUAUUGAAGAAAAACACUUAGAAAAUAUAAAUAAUGUAACGGAUUUGUUUAAUGUGUAACUAAGCUGAAUAUCAUGCUCAUACAGUGUAGUGCAUUCAAGUGUCCAAGCUGCACACCAGCAAUGGUCUUUUAGGGGUUACCUUCCAAAAUCUACUGCGGCACACUUAUGCACAAGCAGUUACUAAUCAGCACAUUCAAUCUCUAGCCGUAUGAACAGACCGCCGUCACUCUUGUGAAUCAGAGUAUAGACAGACACCAGAAGAAACAAAAAGAAAACAGGACAUGGUGGCACACACACCUAGCUGGAGAGAGCUCAGGUGACAUUGCCGCAGCAGCUCAAGGCAACAUGUAAUUUCUUGGGAGCCACAGAAAUGGUUAAUUUAUGGCCCCACCCACAAAAAAUGGAUGAGUUGACAUUUCUAAAGAAAUGCAAAAGUUGUAGUUUUACCUGGAAGUCAGGAUGUGUACUUGGUAGCAUAACUUUAAAAAAAACAAUAAAUAAAUUGUGACUCUGUGGCCAUACAUGACAAAUUCUAGAAUAAAAUGUACCCUUCUACAGUCUGGCCCCAUUGGUCCAUUAAGCAUUUUAAAGGGGAAGUUCAGAAUUUUUGAUAUCAGGUUUUAUCUUCGAGUUAGCAAGGGUUUAAUUGGUCGGUGGAGUUGGCACGAGUCAACUGGGCUGAUUUAGCAUGCCAAUAAAAAACAACAUGCACACAUAAAAAUCAUCAAUGACCCAUGCAAUCAAUCGUGUUGGCGGUGUUUUCUGGAUUAAAAUUUACCAUUGCAUGUCAAUAAAUGCACUAUGAACUGCAACAUUCGUAAUCCAGAAGCUCUGCAGAGGAGCAAGGUGAAGUGAUAUCAGUUUGUUUUCACCGCUGA
This is a messenger RNA of Corythoichthys intestinalis (scribbled pipefish), 4264 nucleotides long. RefSeq names its product nectin cell adhesion molecule 4b (gene nectin4b). NCBI's taxonomy places the organism in Eukaryota, Metazoa, Chordata, Actinopteri, Syngnathiformes, Syngnathidae. The record is from RefSeq and is a predicted model, not a curated record. Gene Ontology annotation, biological process: homophilic cell-cell adhesion; heterophilic cell-cell adhesion. Bases 287 to 2110 code for a protein of 607 amino acids. Gene Ontology annotation, cellular component: adherens junction. The transcript is spliced from 11 exons.